This is a messenger RNA of Nothobranchius furzeri (turquoise killifish), 8162 nucleotides long. It is a transcript of the gene lamc3, whose product is annotated as laminin, gamma 3. The record is from RefSeq and is a predicted model, not a curated record. Gene Ontology annotation, biological process: substrate adhesion-dependent cell spreading; animal organ morphogenesis; tissue development. NCBI's taxonomy places the organism in Eukaryota, Metazoa, Chordata, Actinopteri, Cyprinodontiformes, Nothobranchiidae. Gene Ontology annotation, cellular component: basement membrane.
CAUUCCACUCUGCAGAGGGAGAACACAUGUUGGAGAUCCGGCAGAGGCACACAGAGCAGACCAAAGAAGUUUUAGGACUGGGUUUAUGUCCUGAUGUAGAUUUUAUUCCAUAACAUCAAGUUUUGUUUUAGGUAUUUUCAACUUCAAAGAAAAAGUGUGAACGUUUGAGUUUGAACAGUCGAUCUAGACAUGGAUACGUCCUUUACUGUGAGUACUCCUCGCCUGUCCACCUUCCUCUGUCUUUACCUGCACCUCCACACUCUCGCGCGGGCCGCUAUGGACUCCUGCUAUGAUGAAGAGGGGGUACCCAGUCGAUGCAUGCCCAAGUUUGAGAACAUCGCCUUCAAUCGCACUGCGAUGGUGUCAAGGGUGUGCGGCUCCCCACCUGAGGACUACUGCAUGCAGACCGGCUCGACGCGCUCCUGUCACUACUGUGAUGCAUCAGAUCCAGAGCUGCACCACAACGCCAGCCUCCUGACAGACUUUCACAGGAAUGAUGAGCCCACGUGGUGGCAGAGUCCGUCCAUGUACUAUGGCAUCCAGUAUCCCAAUUCUGUCAGCGUCACCCUCCACCUUGGUAAAUCCUUUGAGAUCACCUACAUACGGCUACAGUUCUACACCAGUCGACCAGAGAGCUUUGCCAUUUACAGGCGAACAGAAGAGGAUGGGCCAUGGUUACCUUACCAAUAUUACAGCGGCUCCUGCAGGAAGACUUACAGGAAGGAGACUAAGGGUUACAUUCGUCCUGGAGAUGAUGAAAGAACCGCUUUAUGUACGGAUGAAUUCAGUGACAUCUCACCCCUCACUGGAGGCAAUGUGGCUUUUUCCACCUUGGAAGGUCGACCCAGCGCAUACAACUUUGACCAAAGUCUAGUACUGCAGGAGUGGGUGACAGCCACCGACCUGCUCAUCUCCUUGGACAGGCUCAACACCUUUGGCGAUGAGUUUUUCAAGGAUGCUAAAGUGUUGCGAUCAUAUUUUUACGCCAUUUCCGACUUCUCUGUGGGUGGCAGAUGUAAGUGUAAUGGCCAUGCCAGCGAGUGCGUUGAGGGGGAACAGGGUGGCCUGGUGUGUGUCUGCCAGCAUCACACAGUGGGCGCCGACUGCCAGAGAUGUCACCCUUUUUACCAGGACAGACCUUGGGCCAGGGCCACCGGGGACUCCGCCAACGAGUGUUUGAGGUGUAACUGCAGUGGGAGAUCAGAAGAAUGUGUGUUUGACCUGGAGCAGUACAGGAGCACCGGCAGCGGGGGGCGCUGUGUGAACUGCCGAGACAACACGGACGGGCCCCAUUGUGAGCGCUGCCUAGAAUACCACACAAGGAAGGUCCCGGAAGAGCCAUGUGUGCCCUGCAACUGCAACAUCAAUGGCUCUGUGAGUCUCCAGUGUGAUGUAGAGGGAAGGUGUUUGUGUCGCGUCGGUGUGACGGGAGAGAAGUGUGACACGUGCCAGGCUGGCUUCCACUCACUGGGACCUGGUGGUUGCAGGCCGUGUGAGUGUGAUCCCAGAGGGAGUGUGGACUACUGCUCCUCUCUGGAUGGACGCUGUUACUGUAAGCCAAACGUGGAGGGCCAGAGCUGUAAUAGAUGCAAGCCGGGAUUUUUCAAUUUGCAACAAGAAAACCUAGCAGGCUGCCAGCCGUGUUUCUGUUUUGGCCACUCGCGGGCCUGUUCCUCAUCUGAUCGCUACGCUGCUGUCAGCAUCACUUCAGACUUUAUCGAAGAUCAGGAUGGUUGGAUGGGGGAGUUCUCUGGAGGUCUAGAGUACCCUCUGCUGUGGAAGGAAGGUGAAGUCUACCUGUUGCCGCUCAGCGAGGAGGACACUGGAUACUACAAAGGUCCAGAGAAAUUCCUGGGUCAUCAGGUCAAUAGCUACGGCCAGCUCCUCUCCAUCACCUUCACCUCUGAGGCCCCUGAGCUACUCCCGGACCACGUCACCCUGAUUCUCCAAGGUUCAGGAAUCACCCUGUUGGCUGAACUUUCCUCCGAGCCAGGACUCAGUCACGACCCUGGCCUUACCCCGCGGCGCUCCUUCAUCGUCAGACUUCAUGAAUACGAGAAGAGAUUCGAGCCUCAUCUGUCUGCCUUUGAGUUCCAGCAUCUCCUUUACAACCUGACAGCUCUGAAGAUCAGCAACGCCGGGGGACACAACUACACAUCACAGCUUGCGGGGGUAACCCUGACCUCUGCUUCCAUCGCCUCCCAACCAAACAGUCCUCCUGCUCUGUGGGUGGAAUCUUGCUCAUGUCCUCGAGGUCUUGCGGGCCAGUUUUGCGAACGAUGCACCCAAGGGUUCACCCGAGAAGAUUCCAGCAGAGGGCUGCUCUCAGCAUGUGUUCCAUGCAACUGCCACCAUCAUGGGCCCUGUCAUCCAGAGACAGGUGCGUGUGAGUGCUCAGACUUCACCUCCGGGACAACCUGUGAGCACUGCCUGGAUGGUUACUAUGGCAACGCUUUGAUUGGCACGCCUGCUGAUUGUCAGCCUUGCCCUUGCCCAGACCGUAGCAGCUGUGCCCAAAUCGCACAGACAGGACAGGUGGUCUGCACCAACUGCCCUGCAGGACAGACAGGCACACGCUGUCAGAUGUGUGAAGACGGUUACUAUGGUGAUCCCCUGGGAACAUCUGGGAUGGUUCAGCCAUGUGUGAGAUGCAGCUGUAAUGGCAAUGUGGAUUUCAACUCAGUGGGAGUGUGUGACCACAUCACGGGGCGAUGUUUGAGGUGCCUGGGCCACACAGAGGGCGAUCACUGCCAGCGCUGCCAGCAGGGUUUCUACGGCGAUGCCUUAAACCAAACAGCUGGUCAGAAGUGCAAACCAUGUGGCUGCAGUUCUGCUGGAACCUCUGGGCACGUUAAUGAAUGCCACCCUCAGACAGGAAAUUGCCAUUGUCUGAGUCAUGUGACCGGGCGCGACUGCAGUCACUGUGAAGUUGGCUUUUUCAACCUCCAGCCAGGCAUGGGAUGCGAAAGGUGUAAAUGCAACCCAAUUGGCUCACUGUCGUCAGUGUGCCAUCCAACCACAGGGGAGUGUGUGUGUCGUGCAGGAGUGGAGGGGAGGCUGUGUGAUAUUUGCCGUGCGAGCUUCUUUGGAUUCUCCUUGCGAGGUUGCGAAGCCUGUAACUGUGACCCAGUGGGCUCGGUUUCCAUGCAGUGUCACAGUAACGGUACCUGCAAAUGUCGCCAAGGCUUUGUGGGGUACAAGUGUGACCAGUGUGAGCUGAAUUAUUUCCACAACAGAGCCACCCACCAGUGUGACGAGUGUCCAGUUUGUUAUGGCCUGGUGAAAAAACAGGCCAAGGAGCUUCGGACUCGCCUGCAGGAUUUGGAGAAGCUCCUGGCUCACUUUGAUUGUCGAGGUAGAUCUGCAGAGCAGCACCUCCUGCUGAAGUAUCACAUGGCAAGGCUUUACGAGCUCCAUCACCAGAGGGAGGAUACUUUUCCCAAUGCUCUGGAGGAUUUUCUAGCCUUUCAAGAAGCACGGGAGGCCUUCAUAAAACAAUUUUCCUUGCUGGGAGCUUCAGCUGGCACACUUUUAGCUCAGCUGCAUGGCAUUACGUUUACUUUGAACUGCAGCAUUGGCGUGACGGAGGGAGAGGGAGAGGACAUAGAGGAGGAUAAAAGGAGUAGACGUGUCUGUCAGACCUUAACUGAAACUGCACUCGUGAUUAGAGCAUCUGAGAAGCAGCUGCAGCAGGCAACGCUGGACCUGGACCACAUGAUCAUUCCUUUUGAAGCGAUGUCAGCACCGAACAAAUGGAACAUUAUGGUCAAUGACUCACAGGUCCUGAUGAAAAGUCACAAGGAAGUGGCGGACCACAUCGAGGCUGUGGCAAGCAGGGUGGUGCAGGUCUCAAAUCGGACUUUCACCCUCCUGAUGGAUCUACUGCAGGACAACUCCACAGAGGAGUACAUCAUGAAUCUGACAGAAAAGAUAACUGAAAUGCAGCAGCUAAAGAAGAACCUGACAUCAGAGCUAAAUAAUACCGAAGCUGAACAGCUGGCCCUGGAGGAAGAAAACGUUGGUUUAAAGCUUGCCCUGGGUAACAUCACGUCGUCUUUACCUUGGCUGGGUUUGAUGGAUUCCAGAUCAGAGAUGAAUGGAACAGAGUUCAACCAAACACAUCCAACCAACACAACCGAGUGGGGUGAGAACUUUCAGAAGCAAACUGAAGAGCUCGACCAGCAGAUUCAGAAGAAAGAGAAUCUCAUCAGUGAGAUCAGUGAGAAGCUUGAACCGCUGAUACGGGCAGCCAAGAGGAGCUUGGAGAAAGUAGAGGACAUUAAAGUUCUGCAGGCUCACACUCAAGAAGCAACGGCUGUGUCUUUGUCAUCUGUGGUGAUGGGAAAAGAGGUGGAAUCAGAAGCGUUCAGCCUACACAGAGAAGUAGAGAACAUGGUGGCGCAGUGGCCCCACCAACAAGCCCAGACCAGGGCUGCAGUGAAGAAAGUCAGACCUUUGGAGGACAAGGUGCUCGCUGAGGUCAGAAAGACGGUCCAAAAGGUCGAGAAGGCGCUUGAAGCUGCUGUGGAGAACUCCAACCUCGUCAUUAACACCACGAAAGAAGCAGAGCAUAUAGCACAAGCUGCAGCACAGGAAUCUAAAACCAUCCUGGCCCAGGCCAAACAUACCAAGACCGCAUCAACUCAGCUCAACACCCAGCUAGACGCUGAGCUGCAGAAACUUUCUGAGCAGGAGCUGCUACUGAAGGAAGCAACGUCCCACGUCACAUCAGAGCCUGCAGUGUCCCUGACCAGCAUGAAGGAAGCCAUAGAAGCAGCUAAACUCCAGCUGGAGGCCUACUCUUCCACACUGAGCGAACUUAUCAGUAAGAUUGAUGGGAGCGUGCCGCUGGAGCGGUUCGAUCGGAUCUUGAAUGAGACAGAGCGGCGUCUGAGCAUGCUGCGAGGGAGCGUGGAGAGCCCGGCGCUGAGCUCCAAGAUCCAGCGGCUGCGCACGGCCGCUAAGGAGCAACAGAGCCGCCUCUCCCUGAUCGAGCAGGACAUCCAGGAGAUAAGGGAGGAGAGAGACAGUCUCAGGGACAUCGCCUCAAACCUGCCUCAGUCCUGCCCGCGGGCCAGAGGAGAAGCCUGAAGACGAGGAAGAAUCAGGCAGUGAGGAAAAUGGAUGAAAGAGAUGGGAAAAGUCUGGGAGGUUGUUUUAAUAAAAGGAGGCCCCCACCCCCCUUUUUUGGUUUAGAUUUAAAAAUUAAACGGUAUUGUGUCCCCGUCUCACUCUCCUCUAUCUUCCUAUCCCCCCUUUAAGCUACAAUUCAUUUUCCCAUGACUGUACAGUGACACACAUACACUUCAGCCCAAAGCCUCUGAGCUGUCCUCUGUCUUCAGUGAUUUAAAACUCAAUCCUCCUCUUCUGUCUUUGUGGUUUUUCUUUCUCUGCUUUAUCACCUUUUUUUAACAGCCAUCUUCUGAACUUCAGUCUCACCGUGAAUAAUAAACUCUCAUAACACUUUAAUAGAAUAAUGCUGAAUUAGUAUCCCUUGGUGGAGGUAAAGUGUGUGUGUGGAGGCUCUGUCAGACUGACACAUUCAAUUACACUUCAACUCGUUUCCAUCGUCUUAGAUUAACUACUAAUUAGUCACCUUGUCCUCAGCGGGAAUCAGGUCAAGCUUGAGCAAGAAAUGCAGGUUUUCUCUUUUUUAUUUUUGGGGGGGGGGGGGGGGGGGCUCACAAGGUGACAACAACCUCUUUGUGGCUUUCCAUCUUGAUGAAGUUCUCAAGCAAGUAAGCUAUUUUGGUUCAAGGAUGCUCACACAGUCUGAAUGAGAGAUCAUCAUAAAUAUCACAUGUAUGGGAUAAGAUUUGUGCCAAUAAGAUCAAACCAAAAACAUUAAUCCCGCUCAAAAUAUAACCAAAUAAAGCUAACAAAAACUAAAUUUCAGAGGCAAAGCAAAUAAUUAUUCUAAUGGAUUUGAUUUAUAAAGCUGUUUUUGAGGCAUCCAAAGUACUUUCCAUUCAAACGCUGCAACAAUGUUCAGCUACAAUGUAGCCACAGCUGCCCAGGGGCAGACUAGCAAAGGCAAGGAUGCCUCUGACCAGCACCAACAUUGCCAAGGCAGGUGAAGUGUGAUGCACAAGCCUACAACAGAAUUUCCUGGAAGGAGCCUGGCUCAAACCGGCAACCCUCAGUUUUCUGGACAACCCGCUCUGCCUCCUGGACUACUGGUGCCCCAGAAAAAUGUGAAUACCAAAAGCCCCAAAAAUUCAUAAAUAAACAAUUUGUUAAAAAAAAUUUAUUUUUAUAUGUUAUUCAUUCAUACGUAAUUUCGUUGACACACAUGUUUUGUUCUCACCUAAUUUUGGAUUACUCCGACUAGACUUUUAUUUUGAAGGGCAUGUUUUAUUUCUGCUCUUUACAUUUGCUGCACCUCAGUUAUCUUUUGCUCUGGGUCUUUGGCCCAAUCUCAAUACUUGCACUGCACCCUGCAGUCUUCAGCAAAGCGCACUUGGAGAAAGUGUGCAGUAGAGUUUGCGUGCACAGUACACAAGUGUGCAAAUAAUUGCCGAAUUGAGACAAGGAGCAUUGCAUCUUUGAUCAUAUCACAUGCCGGGAUGCUGGUCGCUGUGAAUCUUUUUUGAAAAACCUUUAUUAAAAACUUUCAAACAAACAAUAAAGCAAUUAUUUGAAAUAAAUUUUACUUAAUUGCUGCUUUGUCUAAAACAUUCAGAGCAUCAACUAAUCAUCCUAAAAUGAACUAAUUUAAAUUAGGAAAUACAUAUUUAAGAAAAAAAAAGAACUUGAGCCUUUUCUCCUGCAGCAAUGACUUGUGGGUAAUACCUUUGCCUGAGGUCCGCAUCGCUGUGGACUUGGGUGAAAUGCAGAUUAAGGGUGCAAUGGGGGCGUGGUCAACUUCUGCACUUGAGAAUCGGGACACCCUAUGCACUCGCACCCCUGGCCGGGAACGCGCAAAUGAAGGGAGCGAGGGUGUAAGUGCGAAUAUUGGGAUUGGGCCAUAACCUUUGCAAGAUAGCCUCAGUGAGAGGGGCUUAUCAGUGUUUCAGUUAUUAUGGUAAUGAGUGUUUGGAGUGAGUGGCUUGAGUGCCAUGCACAGAAUUUCCCUGAGACUUCAGAAUGAAUGUAGAAAAUCAUCUCAGUAUUGCAGAAUCAAGUGAGAACCAAAAUGGUGUGUCCAAAAAAAUUAUGCAUGAGUAGUUAAGUAAGUAGAGUAGAUUGUAAACAUACAUAUUAUUUAUGAAAUAAUUGAUUUUGUUUUAACUCAUUUACUGCCACUGAUGACAUAAGUCGUCAUUUCAAAUCCAACCGUUCACUGAAAAUGAUUUGCAUUUUUUUACUGUGUGGGCGUUGGAAUGAGCCCCCGCAUCGUGUGAACAAACAUCCCGGUUCUAAAGCCGAUCUUCAUCCACUUACAUCACACGUCAUGUGAUCAGGAAGCAGAAAAUCCAUGUGUUAGGAGAUCGUUUUGGGCUGCUGCUGUAAAAAAAAAGUGGGGCGUGAACCGGAAAAGCUUCUGCUGAUCACAAUUCAACAAUGGAUUAUGAAAGAACGGAUAACGCUCGAAACGCGCGGCUUAUUCCUGAUGCAAGAGGUGAGUCUACUCUUUGUUUUGUUAGUUUUGGCGUUGACAUCACAUAGAGCGCAACGUUCUGUGACUCUUAAAAAAACAGUAAAAAUUUUGAAAAAGGCUGGCAGGGAAGGACAUUUCUGAUUAGGAAAUGGCUGGCAGUGAAUGAGUUAAGAGUGUAUUUUUUUUGUUUGUUUUUUAAAUUCACAAUUUUGCUUCUGAAGUGUUUGGUGAAUUUAUUUGGGUAUGUUUUGUUUGAGACUAUUUUUUGUGGGGGGGGGGGGGGUGAUUCUUUUGGCACAAAUCUUAUCCCAUACACAAGUUUGUGUACUUGUCAGUUAACAGAAAAAAAAACAAAUAGGAACUUCCAUAAGCGCUGUACUUUAUAAAUGCUGAAUAUGAUCUAACACAGACCCACAUCUACACUCAUAAAUCUAAAUGUGUUUUAAGUAUGCUGACCUUUCAACAGAAAACAUUACAUAAUGGAACAUACUUGAAAUAUUAACUGUGCUCUGUGUACCAUUGAACACCAGUAUUGUUAUGCGUGAUUAAAAGAAAAGCUAAAUAAAGUGUAUAAAUCUGCAAAAGUGACACAUCAGGAAAUAAUAAACUCUGGAAGAAUGUG